Messenger RNA from Osmerus eperlanus (European smelt), 1455 nucleotides. It is a transcript of the gene crtac1b, whose product is annotated as cartilage acidic protein 1b. Bases 1 to 1455 code for a protein of 484 amino acids. The transcript is spliced from 7 exons. The record is from RefSeq and is a predicted model, not a curated record. Lineage: Eukaryota; Metazoa; Chordata; Actinopteri; Osmeriformes; Osmeridae. Gene Ontology annotation, biological process: axonal fasciculation.
AUGUCGUCCGUGACGUCCAGCUACGUGACGUCCAGCUACGUGUCGUCCAGCUACGUGUCGUCCAGCUACGUGUCGUCCAGCUACGUGAGGUCCAGCUACGUGAGGUCCAGCUACGUGACGUCCAGCUACGUGGCGUCCAGCUACGUGAGGUCCAGCUACGUGUCGUCCAGCUACGUGUCGUCCAGCUACGUGACGUCCAGCUACGUGACGUCCAGCUACGUGUCGUCCAGCUACGUGAGGUCCAGCUACGUGUCGUCCAGCUACGUGACGUCCAGCUACGUGAGGUCCAGCUACGUGAGGUCCAGCUACGUGAGGUCCAGCUACGUGACGUCCAGCUACGUGAGGUCCAGCUACGUGAGGUCCAGCUACGUGUCGUCCAGCUACGUGGCGUCCAGCUACGUGAGGUCCAGCUACGUGGCGUCCAGCUACGUGACGUCCAGCUACGUGACGUCCAGCUACGUGUCGUCCAGCUACGUGUCGUCCAGCUACGUGACGUCCAGCUACGUGUCGUCCAGCUACGUGACGUCCAGCUACGUGACGUCCAGCUACGUGUCGUCCAGCUACGUGUCGUCCAGCUACGUGACGUCCAGCUACGUGUCGUCCAGCUACGUGUCGUCCAGCUACGUGACUUGGCAAAGUCACGGUGCGUUCCUGCCGGUCCUCUCUCUGGCCCAGAGGUCGGAACCCAUGUUCUCAGCCGUCACCAUGACGAUGCUUCCCCCCGACUACGAGAACAACCCCACCCAGCUGAACUACGGCGUGGCCGUCACAGACGUGGAUGGAGACCGGGAGCUGGAGAUGGUCGUGGCUGGGUACAACGGCCCCAACCUGGUCCUCAAGUACGACAGGCAGAGGGAACGCCUGGUCAACAUCGCCGUCGACAACCGCAGCUCGCCCUUCUACGCGCUGAGAGAUCGCCAGGGCAACGCCAUCGGCGUGACGGCUUGUGACAUCGACGGGGACGGGAGAGAGGAGAUCUAUGUCCUCAACACCAACAACGCCUUCUCAGGUCGAGCAACGUACUCUGAUAAGUUGUUUAAGUUCCGUAACGGGCGCUUUGAGGACCUGCUGAGCGAUGAGAUUAACGAGCACAGAGAUGUAGCCAACCGCAUGGCAGGACGCUCUGUAGCCUGCGUGGACCGGAAGGGAACGGGCCGCUACGCCAUCUACAUCGCCAACUACGCCAGCGGCACCGUCGGUCCCCACGCCCUCAUCGAGAUGGACGAGAACGCCAGCGACCUCGCCCGUGGGGUCAUCGCCCUCACCAACGUGGCAGAGCAGGCCGGGGUCAACAAGUUCACUGGAGGGCGUGGGGUGGUGGUGGGGCCCAUCGUGAGCCAGACCCUGUCUGACGUGUUCUGUGAUAACGAGUAUGGGCCCAACUUCCUGUUCAGGAACAACGGAGACGGAACCUUCACCGACGUGGCGCAGCAGGCUGAAGAGCACUUUAUGUAA